Molecule: messenger RNA, 708 nt
Organism: Gigantopelta aegis
Lineage: Eukaryota; Metazoa; Mollusca; Gastropoda; Neomphalida; Peltospiridae
Product: A disintegrin and metalloproteinase with thrombospondin motifs 20-like
Exons: 4
Coding region: 22-531 (169 amino acids)
Molecular function (GO): zinc ion binding; metalloendopeptidase activity
Source: RefSeq, a predicted model, not a curated record
GUCAGGGUUUAUUGUCAUGGCAUGGAAACCGAAACCCCAACGGAAUACAUAACUCUGAAACACCCAAAUAUGGGAGAAAACCCGGACAAAUCUGACAGAGACUGCACGGGACAUACGACUCGUUCGAGAUUUGGGAAGAACACAGGGAAAAUUGUAUAUACCAAAGUGAGAAUACACAUACUGACGAUGGUAGCUGACGAAUAUGAUGUCACGUUUGCGAAAUAUUAUGGAAAACUAAAACAAAGUAAGAAGCCAAUACGUUUCGGACACGCAAGGGACCAGUAUACAAAACACUACAAACGCAAGAAAUCGAAAUGUGGGCCAAUAGGCACGUUUGACAUCGAUAUGCGCGGAACGGGGCUAAAGGUUGACGACAAUCUUACAUGGCUUCCUUUUGGAAUUAAACCAUAUGCAGAAUGGUCCAGAGAAUAUGCAAAUGCCACAGUGCAUCUUCGAUGUGGUGGAUUUGGCGGCUGGUGUCUACCGAUGGAGCUGAUAACGUUUGUGCCAAAUCCAAAUGACAUAUAUUAAAAUCUGAAAACCUGCUAAACCCCAGAGCAGUGCAAGAAGAUAUUAUCUACUAGAAAGGAACGUUUAAGAAUGUUAUGACCAAACAUGCCCACAAAACCCCCACAUACACACAAAAAAAGGAAAAUGUAUGAGACUAUACACAAUCCAGCGUCAUUCAAUAGUGGCUAUGCCAUGUCU